Didymodactylos carnosus is the source of this 510-nucleotide messenger RNA. NCBI's taxonomy places the organism in Eukaryota, Metazoa, Rotifera, Eurotatoria, Philodinida, Philodinidae. The record is from the annotation of a GenBank genome assembly.
AUGCCACGAAUUACAAAAGUGAAUCAUUUUGUUAAUACACCACCAUUUCGCCUCAUCAAUCCUCCAUAUAAUACAAAGACAUUAUAUGGUUUACCACAACAGUUAACGGUUGGAACAAACGGUUUCUUUUCGACAUCACGUAAUUUGGAUAUCGCACGACAGUUUAUUGCUGGUACAGUUGAUAAUGAACAUUAUAAAUCUAUUUUAUUUCAUAUAAAAGCUGAUACAUCUCUACAAACAGUAAUAUUUGCUGAUAUUGAAAAAUUCAGCCGUAUGUUAGAUGAACAAGAAGUUUUGUUUAGUAUUGGCGCUGUUUUUGAAAUUGAUUCGGUUGAAUUUGAUAGAGAUUUAAAUGUAUGGAAAAUUAAUAUGAAAAUAAAAGGUGAUAGUUCAAAUGAUAUUAAACAAUAUACGAAGAGCAUAAAACAAGAAUUAGGUAAGUUUACACCAUCGAUCCUAUUCGGUCGUCUUCUUUUUAUUCAUCUGGGACAAUUAGAAAAAGCUGAAUAA